Molecule: messenger RNA, 902 nt
Organism: Neocloeon triangulifer
Lineage: Eukaryota; Metazoa; Arthropoda; Insecta; Ephemeroptera; Baetidae
Exons: 6
Coding region: 67-696 (209 amino acids)
Source: RefSeq, a predicted model, not a curated record
CCAUUUGCAAAGCAGCCUUUCGAGCUCUCUGACCCGCUCUGACCAUUGCAUUAUUUUGCGUCCAAGAUGAAGCACAGGCAAUUUUUCUUCCGCCUCCACGCAUCUCACGCUGUGAUUGUGGUUGGAAUUUUCGAAAUAAUUGCUAUUCUUGAAACUCUAUUUAUUCUUGGAUUAGUUUGCAGCGGCACUUUUGAUGAAUUCAAUAAUCCAAAGUUUUUAUUCGGCCUGGCUGAAUAUAUGAAUGAGGACAUUGAGGACAAUGAGGACAUCGAGGACAAUGAGGACAUUGAGGACAAUGAGGACCAACUGGAUCAGUAUACAGUCGAAGAAUUGGACCCAGUUUUCUCUGUCUUGCUAAGGAAGUACUCAUUGUUAUUCGCACUUGGCAAUAUUUUCCGUCUGAUUUUCCCUGCUCUGCUCAUCACUGGAGCUCUCAAAGGAAAAAGCAAUUACACGUUGCCCUGGCUCAUCAUCAACUGGAUUUCUGCAAUUUUUGGCAUUUUCUUGUACGCCCCCUUGUACUUUCUCACGUUCAGCGGUUUUGCACUUUUAUUCUACUUCUCCUACGCCACCCUCAAAUAUGCUUUCAUCAUUUACAGCCUGUUCGUGGUCAUUGAGUUUCGCAGGCAGUGCAAAAGGCAGUUAUUUUCCAACCCAGAUGCCGAACAAUCUUCAAUUCCAUUCACAAAUUUAUGAUUCCGUAAUUCGGAGACUUCGUUAAUUUAUUUAUAUUUUUGAAAAUUUGAGCGCGAGCGUGAGCGCAAAAUAUCUGAAUUUUUUAAAUCUUGUUGUCAGUAUUUUUGUUUUAUUUUCCACAUAUUCUUACAACAUUGUUUGCAUUUAAUUAUCUUGAUAUACUUUUUUAUGUGUGUGUGUUUUUUUAAAUAAAAAAAUCAGUUUGU